GAAAGAAUCCGAAUUCCUCACACACACACACAAACAUGCAGCCGGCUGAUCAUCAAGGCCAAGAACUCUACCGAUUUCUUGCCCAAAACGGCUUAAUCAACGUGAAUAAUGAUCAUCAGUUAUCAGCUAUGCAAAGCUUUUGCAGCUCUUCUUCUAAUAAUUAUAGUUAUUACCCUCUGGAAGUGUCUGGGGUAAGUACUGAGCAUGACGCCUCACCUCAAGAUAGAGCCCUUGCUGCUCUCAAGAAUCACAAGGAGGCCGAGAAGAGAAGGAGAGAGCGAAUCAACUCCCAUCUCGAUAAGCUUCGAGGCCUUCUUCCUUGCAAUUCCAAGACAGACAAAGCCUCCCUGUUAGCCAAGGUGGUCCAGAGAGUGAAAGAGCUGAAACAACAAACGUCAGAGAUCGCAGAGCUCGAGACCUUCCCUUCUGAAACUGAUGAAAUCACUGUACUUUCUUCAAAUGAUUAUACAAGCGAUGGAAGAAUUGUUUUCAAGGCCUCUUUGUGCUGCGAGGACCGCUCCGACCUCCUACCUGACCUAAUUGAAAUACUGAAAUCCCUCCAUUUGAGGACAAUCAAAGCUGAAAUUGCCACUCUUGGAGGAAGAAUUCGCAACGUGCUUAUUGUUGCCGCAGACAAAGAUCACACGAUCGAAUCAGUCCAUUUCUUGCAGAAUGCGUUGAAGUCAUUACUUGAACGCUCCAACUCUAGUGAAAGAUCAAAAAGAAGACGGGUAUUAGACCGCACAUUAGUCCUGUAAUUGGUACUGGUACUUUAAACUUUGAGAUUCUAUGUAUUUUCUUAAUCUUAAGUAUUUAAUAUUAUUUUGGAAUUAGUUGUGUGGGUUUGUUUUUAAUUUAUUCCCAUGAGGAACAUGAAUGGGAAAUGAAAGUAAUCAAUUGGGUUUAAUUUGUUGAUUAUGAGUGGUUUAGGGUUUUGGAUUUUGAAUGUACCCUUUUGCGAUUUGCAUGCAUGUGAUAUUUGUAUUCAUAUGUAAGUUUGCAGAAGAGAUAUAUUAAUCAAUUAUAAGAAUCUGACGAGUUUACGAUUCUGAAGUA
Messenger RNA from Pyrus x bretschneideri (Chinese white pear), 1056 nucleotides. Its product is annotated as transcription factor bHLH106. Bases 36 to 758 code for a protein of 240 amino acids. Gene Ontology annotation, biological process: regulation of DNA-templated transcription. Gene Ontology annotation, molecular function: DNA-binding transcription factor activity; protein dimerization activity. The record is from RefSeq and is a predicted model, not a curated record. The transcript is spliced from 2 exons. NCBI's taxonomy places the organism in Eukaryota, Viridiplantae, Streptophyta, Magnoliopsida, Rosales, Rosaceae.